AUGUCUACAAACGGACAAGAAGGGUCAGAAAUGACCCUAGCAGUGUUAGGCUGUGGGACAAUGGGAAUUGCCAUACUAUCUGGUAUUUUGUCCUCUUUAUACGAGGUCCAAACUCCAAAAUCCGCCUUCUUACAAUCACCUUCUGGGACUUCCACGCCCCUGGAAGAAGUGCCCUCCCGUCUGCCCUCUCGGUUUAUCGCUUGUGUGCGUCGACCAGAAAGCGCGAAGAGGAUCAAGAAGGAGCUGGGCGCUUAUACCAAAAACGUAUACAUCGUACAGAAUGACAAUGUGGGAGCUUGUAAGGAAGCUGACGUUGUCCUGCUGGGGUGCAAGCCGUACAUGGUGGAAGACAUUUUGGCUGAGGAGGGCAUCCGGGAAGCAUUGGAGGGCAAACUGCUGAUCAGCAUUUGUGCCGGAGUCAGUGCUGAUCAAAUCUAUGGCAAUUUAUAUGGGAGCGUACCCGCCGACCCCGACAAGGAGGGAAAGUGCCGAGUGGUGAGAUCGAUGCCUAACACGGCCUCUGGAAUCAGAGAAUCCAUGACUGUCAUCGCGACCUCGAAACCCCCCCUUUCUCCACAAGUCUCAAGUCUCGUUACUUGGAUCUUCAAACGAAUUGGUGAUGUGGUUCAUUUGCCAGCGAGUACCAUGGAUGCCAGCACGGCUCUAUGUGGCAGCGGACCGGCGUUCUUUGCUCUGAUGCUGGAGGCUACUAUUGACGGAGCCGUAGCAAUGGGUCUCCCAAGAGCAGAGGCUCAACGAAUGGCAGCGCAGACGAUGAGGGGCGCUGCCGGGCUUGUUCUCUCUGGCGAACAUCCAGCACUGCUACGGGAUAAGGUCAGCACCCCUGGUGGCUGCACGAUUGGAGGAUUGCUUGUGCUUGAGGAAGGGAGGGUGAGAGGCACAGUUGCGAGAGCAUAA
This is a messenger RNA of Venustampulla echinocandica, 918 nucleotides long. RefSeq names its product Pyrroline-5-carboxylate reductase. The record is from RefSeq and is a predicted model, not a curated record. Gene Ontology annotation, biological process: L-proline biosynthetic process. Bases 1 to 918 code for a protein of 305 amino acids. Gene Ontology annotation, molecular function: pyrroline-5-carboxylate reductase activity. Lineage: Eukaryota; Fungi; Ascomycota; Leotiomycetes; Helotiales; Pleuroascaceae. The transcript has 3 exons.